Molecule: messenger RNA, 1639 nt
Organism: Populus nigra (black poplar)
Lineage: Eukaryota; Viridiplantae; Streptophyta; Magnoliopsida; Malpighiales; Salicaceae
Product: serine carboxypeptidase-like 18
Exons: 14
Coding region: 80-1501 (473 amino acids)
Biological process (GO): secondary metabolic process; proteolysis
Molecular function (GO): acyltransferase activity, transferring groups other than amino-acyl groups; serine-type carboxypeptidase activity
Source: RefSeq, a predicted model, not a curated record
CCACAAAUCAUUAAAGCUUAAAAUAUAAGGGGAAUACACAGAGACUGUUACUCUGCUUGUAUACUGUGUUCUGGCAACCAUGCCAUUCAUUUACAGGAAAUCCAUAGUAAUUUGUUUUAGUUUGCAGUUCUUGUUUUUCCUAUUUGUUCAUGGACUGCCAGGCUCAAUCGUCGAGACUCUGCCAGGAUUCGAAGGUGUUCUGCCAUUCAAACUUGAAACCGGAUAUGUAAGUGUGAAUGAAUCCGAACUGUUCUAUUUAUUCGUUGAAUCGCAAGGGAAGCCUCUAGAAGACCCUCUUUUAGUCUAUUUGGUUGGAGGCCCUGGCUGCUCGGCAUUGACCGGAUUUUUCUUCCAAGUUGGUCCACUAAUUUUUAAUACAACUGAUUAUCUUGGGGGCUUGCCAGAACUGUUGUAUAACCCUUAUUCAUGGACAAAGACAGCUAGCAUAAUAUUUAUAGAUUAUCCUGUCGGCACCGGUUACUCCUACGCAACAAGAUCAGAAGGUUACCAUAUGACAGACACAGCAUCCGCAAAACUAGUGCACCAAUUUUUGAGAAAGCAGUGGUUGAUUGAUCAUCCUGAAUUCACCAAAAUUCCAUUCUUCGUCGCGAGUGAUACGUAUGCUGGUAUAAUCACGCCAAUUGUCGCGAAGGAAAUAUUCGAUGGUAAUGAAGCUGGACUACAGCCACACAUAAAUCUAAAAGGAUUCGUGAGUGGAUCACCGCAUACUGAUACUGCCCUAGAGCAUAACUCUAGAGUACCUCUUGCUUAUCGUCUGGCACUAAUAUCACGGAGUCUUUAUGAGUCAGCCAAAAACAGUUGCAAGGGGAAUUACGUUGAUGUAGAUCCCUCUAAUGCACCAUGUUUAGAGGAUCUAGAAAAAAUCAACCAGUGCAUUACACAAAUUAACAAAGAAAAUAUUUUAUAUCCCAAAUGUGCCCGAUUAUCCCCAAAUUCGAACAAUGAGGAACAAAGUAGAAGAUUUCUCAAGGCAAAUUCUCAGCGUUUCCCUGCUCUAUCUUCUAAAAUUCAAGACUAUUGGUGCCAGAAUUUUGAGUACGUACUUGUUGAUGCAUGGGCCAAUGAUGAAAGAGUUAGAGAUGCUCUUCAUGUUAGAAGGGGAACAGUCACAACAUGGUACAGAUGCAAUUCUUUCUUGCAGGAUGUCUUAUACACAUAUAAUGUUUUCACUGCUGUUGAUUACUAUCAAAACCUGACAAGAAAAGGCUUACAAAUUCUGAUUUACAGUGGAGAUCAUGACAUGGUUGUUCCAUAUAUAUCAACUGAAAAAUGGAUAAAUUCUCUUAAUAUAACAGUAGACAGAGAUUGGCGACCAUGGUUCGUCGAAGGCCAAGUUGCAGGGUAUACAGUCAAGUACACAGAUUAUGGAUUUCGUCUGACAUUCGCGACUCUGAAGGGGGCCGGUUACUCUCCUACUCAGUACACGCCUAGAUGGUGUUAUAACAUGUUUGAAAGGUGGAUCCAUUAUUAUCCAUUGUAAGUGGCAAGUAAGCAAGGUGGUUGACAGUAAUUCUGAAUUGACGAAGAACUGUAUGUCUUUAGAGUUGCUGUUUGAACUUUUUAAUUGAAUAAACUUUUGCUCUAUAAGGCAAUUGAAUAAAAACUUUGUUCCAAUUAA